Amphiprion ocellaris (clown anemonefish) is the source of this 4141-nucleotide messenger RNA. RefSeq names its product cyclin L1a (gene ccnl1a). Gene Ontology annotation, biological process: regulation of transcription by RNA polymerase II. The transcript has 5 exons. Bases 1866 to 2933 code for a protein of 355 amino acids. Lineage: Eukaryota; Metazoa; Chordata; Actinopteri; Pomacentridae. Gene Ontology annotation, cellular component: nucleus. The record is from RefSeq and is a predicted model, not a curated record. Gene Ontology annotation, molecular function: cyclin-dependent protein serine/threonine kinase regulator activity.
AGGGGGCGGGCGGGCCUUUUCCAACAGCCAACAUCGUCUUGUUUUCUCUUGGGUGUCCAAAAGGAUUUGUAUUUUUUGGUGUUGCUACAAAGGUUUUCAACUGUGAUACCUAUUUUUGCCAAGUAGCUACAGAUAGAUUCACAUUCUAACUUUUUUUCUAGUUUACUUGCAUUUAGCAAUGAAGUAAACUUAGCCAGAACAGAGUACAUUUUUUGACCAGUUUACCUGCCUAUUUUUUAUAUUGACAGUAGAAUACUGUGUCUUAUCCCCAACUGACGUGGUGUCCAGACAUGUGUCUGUCUUACAGGCUGAUCCAGUUCUCAGGUUUUGAUUCCACGGACCUGUUUCACCCACGCAGCAAUCAGAAUCCAACGGCCAUGUGUUGUCUAUAGUAGCGUUGGCAUGGCAGUUUCACACUGACCUGUCAAAGAGCCGGUCAGGUCAUUUGUCGAAGGCAGGUUAGACUGGAAGUAAUCUCUGUAUGGCUGGUUUUCAACAUUUGCACCAAACUUCCACUGAAGCAGUACAUAUAAAUUAUAUGUAUGGGUGGAAACUGACACAGUGUAUGGCAUAGUGUCACCACUUAUAAAGGAAGUUUGACUGCCUUGAGAUUAUCUGUAGUUUUUUUGCCUGGUUGUAGUUCCUUUUGAAAAUAUUCUGAGUGGGAUCAGUGUUAACUUAGUCAAGGGGUUUUAACAUCAUGUUUCUGUUCUCAAACAUGUUAUUUGUCUUCACGAGCUCUAUGUUUCUCGAAGACAUAGAUGAUCUCAUCACCCUGUGUUUGCCUGAUUCACAUCCUGGCCAUUUUGUUUUUCCAUGAUACCCUCCCAUUGGCUAAUCUCAUUUGUCCAUUACCCUAGACAACCCUAUGACACAUAAUCUGUUCCGUAGUUCACAGAGUUCACUCAGUCUAAGUAGUGAGUAAUAGAUUUCCACCUGUCUUUCAAAGGAGUCUUGUAAUGCCACCAAGUGAAAUGGAAUUGCAGGUGAAUAGAAUUGGUGGCUUUAUGGGGGUUAGUUGUAGCUAAUGACUUGAAGCCAUUUACUGUAAGUGGGAUAUGGUUGCUUUUAUGCAGCUAAACCUCUUAACAUGAUGGUUAAAAUACUUAUAUUUAUUAUUCACAAAAUUCCGUGAGUUUUGCAUCAUUUUAGCACAUUAACAGGGUCCUGACUACUAAAACUAGCUGUUGCAUGCCACUGCAAAUGCUGUUCCUACUUAUUUCUUUCGGAUCUAACAAUCUGAAAGUGGCAGCUGCAUUCUAGAUGAUUGUGAUACAUCUGUAUGCCUGCAUGUUUCCCACCUUACAAGGCAUGUGUCAUUGUCUCAAUCAUCAUUAGGUGUAAUCUCGAUACUGUUAAGGGUGUAGUGUGGUAAGAUGGUCUUGGCGGGGUCAUCUGUAAAUUUUUUCCCCAUCUGUGUCUUCAUGCUUUAUCUGUGACGUACAGCACUCCCAUGGAUACCCCAGAGAGAAAUGGACAAAGUUAAACAUGACAGAAGAAAAUGUAUAUCUCACUUAAUUACUGUUACCUAAAAAUGUUUAGCUGUUGUCUUUGUAUACCAGAGUCAGUGAUUAAUCUGAAAUGCUGCCGGUCAUAUCCACAAAUGGUAGCCUCCAGAAAAUCAGUGACCAGUUACAGUGUUGGUAGUUGUCCAGAGGUGACCAACCACAAAUGGAGAAGACUAUGAUUAUGUAUAUAAAAAUAGAAGUCUUCAUGAUUUUUUUUAAAGCCCUGAUGAGGAGUUGGCACUAAAAGAGAGUAAAUAUUGCAGAUUAUUCACCUUCAGUAUAAAGUUAUGGUUAAAGGCAUGUCAUGACUUAAAAGAUGGGAAUGAGUGUGAGGAGGAUUUGUGUGGAGAAGAUGCUAUGUUUGUUUCUAUGCUGUUUUUGCCUUUUAGGAACUACAUGAAUGACAGCCUGAGGACAAACGUGUUUGUGAGGUUCCAAGCUGAGACUAUCGCCUGUGCCUGUAUAUACCUCGCUGCCAGAGCUCUGCAGAUACCGCUGCCAUCUAGACCUCAUUGGUACCUGCUGUUUGGAGCCAGUGAAGAACAGAUUAAAGAGAUCUGCAUCACCACCCUGAAACUGUACACAAGGAAGAAGCCUAACUAUGACCAGGUGGAGAAGGAGGUGGAGCGAAGGAAGGUUUUCUUGGCAGAGGCUAAACUGAAAGCCAAGGGCCUGAACCCUGACGGUACCCCUGCACUUUCCACACUUGGUGGCUUCUCUCCUGCUUCCAAGCCCUCCUCCCCAAAUGUGGUCAAGGUCGAGGAGAAAUCGCCGAAUCCCCAGACACUCAAACCAGUUAAGAAGGAGCCAGACAACCGGACUCAGCUGAACAAAAGCCCACACAACGGGCUAAGGAAGGAAGUAAAGAUUGGGAGAAACAGUAGGAGUGGAAGUCGUUCUCAUUCAAGAACACGUUCCCGGUCUAGAUCCCGUUCCCCUCGCAGACAUUACAACAGCAGACGAAGUCGCUCAGGGACCUACAGUUCUCGUUCACGUUCUCGCUCUCACAGCCGCAGUCCAUCGCCUCGGCGACAUCAGCCCUCACCCCUCCUACCCCACCUCAAGUCCAAGUCCAGCCACCAUGGCAAUAGUGAUUCCAAGCCCAGCGGUCGUCACAGCAACAGCGGAGGUGGAGGAUCUGGUCACAAGAGGAAGCGGUCGCGCUCUCGGUCGCGGUCCCGCACUCCAGUCAAAGUAGACAGGGACCGUGACAGAGAGAGGGAGCGGGAGAGAGACAGAGACCGAAGCUCCUUUGACCCGUCAUCCAAGAAACACAAACAUGAGCGAGGAGGUGGCCAUCGAGGAGACAGGAGGGAGAGGGAGAGGUCUCGCUCCUAUGACAGGGACAGAGAGAGGGAGCGUAGCCACAAGAGCAAACAUCACAGCAGUAGUGGGCACUCAGGACAUGGCCGACAUCGACGCUGAGACACAACAACAGACUAGCUCUGAGGCUGAUGGUCACAGAAGUAUUUUGAGUAUAUGCAAAACAAGAUCAGCUUGGACAUGUUCUCUAAGUAGCGUUUGCUGACAUGGUCUGUUCAUUUAACGCCAGAUGGAGUAAAUUCAGCAGAAACAAUUUGCUAUGGAAGUUAACCAAAUAUCUGCUCUCUGUACUCCGUCAGAUGGCAUUGUUGACAUGUCUCUUGUGGGACACAAAGAACUUGCAAAAAUGUCAACACAUUAAGCACUCUGACUGUGGCCAAAUGCUGAGAAUGACUGAGAACUUGUCAAGUUGGAUUGGAUUUUUGGUAUAUUCCAAGCCUUAUUCCUCCAAAAUUUUGUUUCUGGGUUUCUCAUAUGCAUCCCAAAACUGACUGUUCAAAUUCUAUAAUUAACCUGGUUCUUCAUUUCCUUUAUUUUUGUUGAUGUGAGUCAAAGAAAACAUUGAGUACCAUUAUUAUUUUUGUCUCAGUGGCAACAUUGUUGCUUUGAAUCGCUUCUGUGCAGCAGCUCACCUGUAGAGGUGGUUGAUAUUCUGCAGCUGUAACUACCAGCAUGAAGUGUUCUGUUAGUGGGUUUGUGUAAUGGAGCCUCUUUUCACCUAAUCAGAUAAAAUCUGUAGGUAAGGACAGGCAUCAGUGCAGUGUGACAUCAGCCUCAGGCCUGUCGUCUUGUUUUCCCAUGAUUCCUCCCUACCACACACACACACACCUACAAGCAACCAUCUAGCCUACCCUUGUGUUCUUAGUUUUACAUGUAAAGUUAUGGACUUUUGGGGGAAAAGGAACUUAUUUACAGUGUAAAGUUGGAUUGAUACCCACUGACAAAAUGUGAAUGCUUUGAUUUAUAAAAGCGAACAGCUCAGUGAAAGGAUUGAAUGAAUAAAUGUAAAAUAAAAAUGUCAUUCAGGAAAGAUCAAUAUGUUUGCACAGUAGGGGACUGACAGGCGAGUGGUUUUUGUUUCUUUUCUUUUAUUGAACACAUGUAUGUUGCAAAAGCUGUAUUUUGUACAGUUGCAAAAAAGCAAACUGGUUAUAUACUUUACUUUUUUCUCCCCCCUCCUUUAUUUUUCCAGCAGGGAACGCAGACUUGGUUAAAAAAUUUUUAGGUUUGUCAAUUUGUUACACUGGUUUUUAGUCUGCACGUGUUCAUGUCCAACUUUUAUUCAAUAAUAAAUGAGUUAUGCCACUGAA